Clonostachys rhizophaga is the source of this 1239-nucleotide messenger RNA. NCBI's taxonomy places the organism in Eukaryota, Fungi, Ascomycota, Sordariomycetes, Hypocreales, Bionectriaceae. The record is from the annotation of a GenBank genome assembly.
AUGGCAGAGCCAACUCGAAAGUAUGGCAUUUUGGUACUUGGGGCAACUGGUUAUACGGGGAAGUUAACAACACACUUCAUCGCUCAACAACUACCCAAUGACCUCCAGUGGGCCAUUGCUGGGAGAUCCAAGGCAAAGCUCCAUGAACUUGCAGCAGAAUUGAGAUCAUCCCACCCGGACAGGUCACAACCAACCAUUGAAAUCGUUGACCUGGAACAUAAGAAGCAGGUCGAAGAUGUCGUGCAACAAGCACGAGUCUGCAUCAGUGUCGUGUCUUAUUGGACAGUCGGAACUACAGUGGUGGACGCGUGUGUCAGGCACCGAACUGACUAUGUUGAUACUUCUGGAGACAUCCCUCUUAUCCACUCGUGGAUUAAAAACUACCAUGAGGCUGCCAAAGCGUCCGGUGUAGCUCUGAUCCACGCUUGUGGCGUGUUUGCGGGACCCGAGGAUCUGCUUUCAUGGGCGGCAGCCCGUGAAUUAAGAGAUUCGUUUGGCGGAAGCACAAAGGAGGUCGUCUUCGCAGUUAAGGAACUGACUUCUGAUCCUAGCGGUGGCACCUUUGAAUCUAUCCUACAGGGUGAAGCAGACCAAUUACAGAUCGAUCAGGCCAAUGAAUCGAAGGAUCCAUGGCAUCUAUCUCCAAUAAAAGGCACCACUGUAUCUCCUCAAACAAACAUGCUCCACCUACGCAAAGACCCCGAUCUUGGUCUGCUAUCGGACUCCACAGUUGGUAUUUUGACAAAUCGCGCCAUUGUUCAUAGGACCUGGGGUCUACUGCAAGGCUCGAGGAGCGAAUAUGGGCCGAACUUCCAGUAUAACGAGUAUCAGAGCGUUAACUCGACAUUGGGUGGACUUUCAGAGCUUAUCAAGUCAAGUGUUAUAGAGACCCUGAUGUCCAGUCCGCUUUUGUUGAAACUAUUGCGUCUCUUCAUGCCAGCUCCAGGGUCUGGUCCCGAUAUCAAACAAUCCGAGAAAAUACCUGUCAAAUUUCAAGCGAUGGCUAAACCAGACAAUGAGAGCUCCCCGAAGGUUUUUGCGAGCUUUUCUUAUCCGUCCGGUUCCUAUCACACCACGGCGCUUUUUCUUAGCCAAGCUGCGGCAUCAUUGUUGUAUACUAAAUCACUUGAGGGUGGAUUAAAGGGCGGUUGCCUGACGCCUGCCACUCUGGGGCCAGACUUCUUGGAGAGGAUCAGAUCAUCUGGAGCUACAAUAACGCUUUCAUCACCCCGACAAUGA